Messenger RNA from Pollicipes pollicipes, 944 nucleotides. RefSeq names its product protein FAM107B. The record is from RefSeq and is a predicted model, not a curated record. NCBI's taxonomy places the organism in Eukaryota, Metazoa, Arthropoda, Thecostraca, Pollicipedomorpha, Pollicipedidae. The transcript is spliced from 4 exons. The coding region runs from base 102 to 713 and encodes 203 amino acids.
CCUGGGGUCCUGGUGGGACGCCGCGGCGACCUGUGCGCGCGCAGCGAGCUUUGAGCGCGGCGGGGGCAGGAGCGUGGCCCCAGUCACCGCCGGCGAGCGCGAUGGAGAGGGCGGAGGUCACAGAAGAGGACGGCCCGCGGACCAUGGAGGACAGGAAGGGUCUGCUGCAGGAGCUUCUCAGCAGGAAGAGCGAAGGCUCGCCACUGGCCGAGCGCGACUCGGAAGAACAGGGACAAAGCGACGACACCGGUUGUCAGGAAGGCGCGGAGAAUGGCGGCCUGUCGGCGGUGAUCCCGGAGCCGGACUACUCAGACUCGGAGGAGGAGAACCGGCAGGGCCGCGCCAACUGCCGCUUGCCCACCUCGCCCGACGGGCUCAUCCUGCCGCGCAAGCUGGCCAACCCGUGCCGGGACAGCGCCGAUCGGCGUCAGCUGCACCGCGAGCUCCUCUUCAACCAGAGAACCGGGAAGAACGUGCUCGGUCAGAAGAGCGAGCUGCAGCGGGCGAUGGAGCGGCACCGCGAGCAGCAACAGCGGCGCGAGGCGCUUCUCCAGACGCAGAACAACAAGAGCAGCUUUGAACGCGCCCUGGAUGAGCGGCUGCUGAGCGUCGAGCCCAAGAUGGCGGAGGAGGCGCAGCCGAAGCUGGACGGCACGCCGGAGUUCCUCAAGGUCCACGCCAAGGUGCGUGCCAACAUCAACACGCUGUCGUGAGGCGGACGGACGCCAGGUGCGGCUCGAGGGCCGCUCGCGGUGUGUGACCCAGGGGAGCGGAGCCGUCCGCCUCGACCCGGGACGGACGCCAGGUGCGGCUCGAGGGCCGCGCGGCGGCCACCGUCGGCUCGCGGUGUGUGACCCGGGGGAGCGGAGCUGUCCACCUCGACCCGGGACGGACGCCAGGUGCGGCUCGAGGGCCGCGCGGCGGCCACCGCCCGCUCGCGGUGU